AUGUUCCGGGGCCGCCGCGCCUGGUUCUCGCAGAGCGUCAGCCCGGGCCCUCGGGAGCUGUGGGUGGCCGGCGGUGGGGUGCUCUCCCACUGGCGGGACGCCGACUACCUCUUCAGCAGCGACGCUGCCCACCCGGACACCCGCAGAAUACACGAGAGCCUUGAUUACUUGGAGGACAGAGCUACAGUCUUUCACUCCCAUUACCUCUCUGAGUGGGCGAGCACCGGUGCGGGAGUGAAGCCGUCGAUGCUUCUGGGCCACUUCAUCCUGCCACCCGCCUGCCUGCAAGAAGAAAUCAGAAGGAAAAUCGGUAGUUUUAUUUGGGAGCAGGCAGGUGAUUCACUUGCAGAACAGCCCAAUGAAAAUCUGACAGAUGAACCAGAGGCGGCGAGAAAAGGCUGUGAGGAAGAAGUGGAGGAGGAUGUGCUAGACCUGGCCGAAAGCGAAGAAGAAACAGACUCCAGAGCACCUGCCCAAGGGGAAUUUCCAUACCGUGCCCUCCAGGAAUACCCGAUGAAUAACAUGGUGACAGGCUACACCUCUGCUCGUGACAUGAAGAAAUACGUCGGAGAGCUCCGCGAUUUCAUUCCUGGCACUUCGGGCUACACAGUGUAUUGGAUUCAGAAUGAAAUUAACAUUUACUCUGAUGUGAAGACUAAAACGAAGAGAAAAUUCUAA
Nipponia nippon (crested ibis) is the source of this 678-nucleotide messenger RNA. The record is from RefSeq and is a predicted model, not a curated record. NCBI's taxonomy places the organism in Eukaryota, Metazoa, Chordata, Aves, Pelecaniformes, Threskiornithidae.